Hemicordylus capensis (graceful crag lizard) is the source of this 5887-nucleotide messenger RNA. RefSeq names its product ABI family member 3 binding protein (gene ABI3BP). The coding region runs from base 47 to 4270 and encodes 1407 amino acids. The record is from RefSeq and is a predicted model, not a curated record. The transcript has 49 exons. Gene Ontology annotation, molecular function: protein binding. Lineage: Eukaryota; Metazoa; Chordata; Lepidosauria; Squamata; Cordylidae. Gene Ontology annotation, biological process: extracellular matrix organization; positive regulation of cell-substrate adhesion.
UGACACCCCUCAGCAUCUCUAACUGUGCACGUUUGGGUUUGAAAGCAUGAUAUCAAGGCUGGUCUUUCUACUUUUCUGUGGAAAUAUUGCACUAAACCCUGGAAAUGCUCUGAAAUUGCCAAGAGUAAAGAGGCAAAGCCUGAAAGUUCAAAUCAAUGCAACGGAUGAUGCGGUGUGCAUGAGAUAUAUUCGACCAAGUCCAAGCACCAAACUGGAAGGCUUCAUCCUGGGGUAUGGCAGUAGCUUCUUCUCUAACCAGUAUAUUCCUCUGCCAACAGAUGGAACAUCUUACAUAACUGAAGUUGAUGCAGAGCCAAGGUAUUUGAUUGCAGUGAGGUCAGCACCUGCUCCAAAUUACAAGAAAUCGUGCUCAGGUCAAACAAAGACUCCAAAGCCUCUUCAGUUGGUAAUAGGCACUUUAACUCCAACUUCUGUCUUUUUGUCCUGGGGAAUCUUAGUCAACCCAAAGCAUGAUUGGACUACAAUGAAUAACUGUGCAAAUGACAGAUUUUAUACAGUUCGCUACAGAGAAAAGGAUAAGAACAAGAGGUGGGUUUUUCAGCUUUGCCCAACUACAGAAACAGUGGUGGAUAAUCUGAAACCUAACACAGUUUAUGAAUUUGGAGUGAAAGACAAUACAGAUAAUGGGAUCUGGAGCAAAAUUUUCAAUCACAAAGUGGCUGUAUCCAAUAAAAACAAAGAAAAUGGACAGAAUAACUACAAAUUACCAAAACUCCACACACCGCUUAUACCAGGAGAUUCAAAGGCUCUAAUUCCAAUUACAAUAAUUAAACAAGUACUUCAAAAUAUCACACAUCGAGCACAGCCUAAAACCCCAGAGAAACCUCCUUUAGCAGGACCGAUAUUAGUGCACCUUGUCAUUCCAGAUUUCAAUGGUACGCAAAAGAAACUCCCACCACCAUUGACACUGGAUAUAUCUGGAAGACCAAGGAAAACAUUGCCUGAAAAUGAAACUCAAGAAUGGCCUGCAGAAUCCAAGACAUCAGAAGUACAAAAAAUUUCCCCACAAUCCCAGCCUGCCAUCACUGAACUUGACUGGGAAAGCAAUAACCCAACAGUUCCCAGUGUCUCAGAGGAAUCGGAGAGCUCUCCAGCUCAAAGUGUCGUGGAAUCUUCAAAACCUAUCAUAAUCCAUAUAGCUGAAUUGCCUUUUGACACAUUGGCUCCACACAAGCUUCCGGAAUCUCCUAAAACUAAAACAUCUCCCAUACUUCAAAUGCCCACAGAAACAUUGGCUUCAAGUGAAAUGCAGCCAGUUCUUUCACAAUCCCAAACGCCUGCUCCAAAAGCCACACAGACAAAGCCUGCUUUCAGCAAAACACAACUUGCUCUUUCAAGCCCCAGAACAUCUGAUGAGACUGAUACAUCAGACUCCAAACCAGUAACAAAUGAACCCAUUCUGGACUCUCUCACACCUAAAACAUCUAAACCUUUUGACUGGUCAGGGGCAACACAGGCUCCAUCUGAAAAACCACUUAUUCCUUUUAAAUGGAAACCUUCUGCUACUCCAGAAGGAUGGCAUGUGAAACCUGCCCCUAAUCUGCCACCUUUGGAGCAGAAUACACCUAAAAUGUCCAGGAUAAAUGAACUAUUAAAAACUACUCCAGCUCUGCCAGAAACAAAAUUUGUUCCUUCUACACCUAAACCUUCUGCUCAACUCAAAAUACCAGAAACUAAGCCUGCAGAAAAAGAACCUCAGUGGGAAACCACUACACCUAAAAUUUAUAAAAACCCUGAAUUGCCAAGAACAACACUAGCUCCCAUUAAAACAAAAAUCCCUGUUUCCAAGUCCCAAAUUUUUCCCCAUCCGGAAGAGCCAAAGAUUGUACCGGCAGUUACCAGCAAAUUGGUUCCAGGUCCUGCCACUACAAAGGUUUCUUACACUGUUGGACAUCCUGUGGCAACAAUGGCUUCAUAUGAACCAACCUCUAUUUCUUCUAAAUCUAAAGAAUCCGACAGUACCAUGCCAGGAGUGCCAAAUAGUAAAGCUGCUUCAACUGAAACAGAUAGUUUUUCUUCUAAACCAUCCUCAACUCCAGAACUCCCAUUUACUAAACCUGUCUUGGAACCUAUUACGUUUAGCAAUGAGCUUCCGAUUGUAGCUCCAAAAGUCAAGCUUCCUUUUUCCAGUCCUAAAACAACUAUUAGUCCUCAUGUGCUGCAUAUUAAACAUGACAAAGGAGUUACCUUUAGAAUUGAACAACAAAAGACAACAAUAGCUCCUAAACCAACACGUCGUGUGCCUGCCAGGCCGAAAGCCUCUCCCAGCCCUGGUAUAAUAACAACCAAGCCUAGUUCAAAAGGCGGCCGCCGUGUUCCAUCCAAACCUAAAACAUCACCAAGUCCAAAUGUGCCACAAACAAAACCAGUUCCAAAGAAAACACAGCCUUCUCCUUCCAAAUCUAAAAUAUCUUCGAGCACAGACAUACCAGAGGCUGGACCUGCAGAAAUUAUUCAUUUCCCUCAAGAACCUAUCACUACCAUGACACCUCAUACUUCUGAAAGGGCAAAGGCAACACUGGCUUCAACAGUGGAACAGUUCAUUCCUAAUAAAUCAAAAACAACCACCCAGCCAAGAAUGCUAGAGACCAAACCUGCAUUACAUCAGACAACCUCACAAUCGCUUAUAAACAAAUCUACUAUAUCUUCUGAGCGGCACAAAGCAACUAUGGUUCCAAAAGAAACACGGAUCAUUCCUUCUAAACCCAAAACAUCUGGCAAACCAGAAGUGCCCCAGACUAAACCUGCACCAGUUGCAACGUUACCAGGAUCAAUUAAUCUUCACAUUCAUGUCCUCAAUGGGCCCAAAGAUACUCUGGUUCCAUCCAAGCACCAGAGUGACGUAACAACUGAAAGUCCACGUUUGAAAACUGCACCAAAUAAAGUGUAUUUCACCACUGCGAAAACCAAGACAAGACCUGUUGUAAACAAAACAACUCCAGCCCCUGACAGAACAAGAACACUUGGAGGAUUGACAUGGGGCAAGAUACCAAGAGGUGACAAAUUAACAGACCAGGAUGCUACCAGACUUCUUAGUACAAGCUCUAGCACAAGCUCCAAUACAUCAGUUGAUACUCCAGUUACGAGGAAAAAGCCGGCCCCUGUAGCUACACCACCUGACUCUCCACGACCUCCCUUAGCUCCUGCCAAGCCUACACCAAUGCGAAGAAAACCUUUGCCUCCAAACACUGUGACUGGUAAACCUGGCAAUCCAGGAAAUGUCUUGAUGCCCCGAGCCCCGUUGUUUCCAACAGCAUCUUACAUAGCAAAACCUUCUGGGCCAACAACUCUUACGAAAACUAGCUCCUCAAAAAAGCCACCUACAGCUUCUUCUUCUCCAGAUUACAGUAAUAAACCUCUGUUCAGCUCACAGCCUACAACGGAGACAGAUAUUGCAGGCAAACCAAGGUUCACAGGUGAGCAUGUGAAGUACAUUAAAAAAGAUGAAGAUGUGCCAUGCUCCAUCACAGAGACUCUCCAGCACUUCCCAACAGAUGAUGAGGAGAACAGGGAGGUGAUUGCCAUCCCUCCCCAAAAUCCACCUACCAAUCUCACUGUGGUAACUGUUGAGGGCUGCUCAACCUUUGUAAUUCUGGAUUGGGAAAAACCAGAAAAUGAUACUGUUACAGAAUAUAAAGUUGUAUCAACUGAAAACGGAGCCCCUAAUGGAAAGGACAAGACCAUUAUAACCACAAACCAAACCCAUUCUACAGUAGAAAACCUAAAACCUAACACAAGUUAUGAAUUUGUUGUGAUACCUAGCAACCCCCUUGGUGAAGGUCCAAGUAGCGAAUCAAAGCCUUUUAAAACUGAGUCAGCGGACCCAAGAGUGAGCGAGCCAAUUUCAAUGGGGAAAGAUGCAAUCUGGACUGAAAUCAGAUUCAAAUCUGAUACCUAUUCGGAAUGCAAGGGGAAACAAUUUGUCAAGAGGACCUGGUACAAGAAGUUUGUCGGUGUACAACUGUGUAACUCCCUGAGAUACAAAAUUUACCUCAGUGAUUCACUUACAGGUACAUUUUAUAAUAUAGGAGAUCAGAGAGGACAUGGAGAAGAUCAUUGUCAAUUUGUUGAUUCAUACUUAGAUGGAAGGACAGGGCAACAGCUUCGUUCAGAACAACUACCUACUAAAGAUGGGUUUUUUAGAGCUUUUCGCCAGGAACCUGUCAAGUUUGGAAAAAUAGGAGCUGAAACACACACUAACUAUGUUCAUUGGUAUGAGUGUGGAACUACAAUACCUGGGAAAUGGUAGAACAAGCCAUGAACUGGUUUUUGAAAGAGUGCAUCCAGCUAUGACAUCAACAAGCUCAGAGAUGGAAACCUGUCAUGAUAGUAUACUUGUCAUACGGAAAAUACUGUGUUAACUGUUAGCCUUGGCUGCUUAAUAGUUGUUGCCCAUUAAUACAGAUCUGUUGUAGGAUGAGUAAGAACAUGUCAUAAAUAAUGUUUUGGGAAGCUGGCUCCCUAAUUAGUCUCUUAUGGUACCAUCUACAUGUUGUAGUUUAUUAUUUAUGAUGGUUGUGACAUUUUGGAGGCACCUUUUUGAAAAGUUGAUUUUAAAAAGCAAGUAUGUAUUCUACAUUUUAUUGAUGUAUACUGCCAAAGCUCAUCUUCUACGUUCUUUUCAAACACUUAAAUUAUUCAGUCAAGUUCCUGAAAACCUUUCUGCCACUUCAUAUGUCCAGACAGAAAAUAUGUAAUUCUCCAACUCCAUUUGAACAUUCUAGAAAACUGCUGAUACUAUAUAGGUCUGCAUCUAGACAAGACAGUCUGCAUUAAUUUUUUUUAGUUGUAAACAUAUACUACUGUCAGAAUUUUGUGACUGAGUCCAUCUGCUUAAUCAUUCUACCACCUAUCUGUACAUGAUGUGCAGCAAAAUCUUCCUUACCACUUUGCAAGAUGAUCCUAGUUUGUCUAUAGGGGCUCUGGCUCUCAUGAGCUGCCAGGUUUUGAUAGAAUAAGCAAGUGCUGUUUACAGUGUAGCAUUAAAGGUUACUCCUCCAGUCAAAGGUCUUGUGCUCCUGGAGCUGUAUGGAAUUUAGUUUGGGGCAAUUACAACUAGUUGCAAGCUGCAUGUCUUUAUAUAGUCUUGCUUUUCUAUAGUGAAUUAAACUUAGCUGCUGCCUAAGUAGUAAAAUUCAACCACCUUCUGUUGCUAUAACAGUAAAAAAAUAUAUAUAUAAAGCCUUAAAAUCUGAUCACUACCAUAACAGUGGAGUAAAAACUCAAGGCCACUUGUCAAUAAGUUUUGUGUUCUGGUAUGGAUAUUCAAGUACAUAUACCAAACCACUUGUGAAUGAUGUGUAUUUAACAUAGGCAGAAGCAGAUGCUCAGUUUUCUCUUAUUCACUGCUUCCAGGGAAAGUUACCUUCAAAACAUCUGUGCACCAUUCAUAGCUGACAGAGUAUGCAUGAGAAGCAGCAAACUGCUUGGCAAAUCAAGAAUAAGCAAGUUUACAUAUACUCUUGACAAGCUAGUAUGAUCAUGCAGUUUUGAGUCAAGUGUAGAUCCAUACAGAGGUUAAAUGAGAUAGUGUAUAGAAUAAUUGCUGCCAAAGCAUACAAAACCAACUACAUUUUUUUCAAUGUACUCUUUAUAUAAAAUUGAGGAGUAUUGCAAUAUGUUUUGAGAAUGAAAAAUGGAGACUAUGAAAGUGGCUCAGUCCUUCCCCUUUAAACAAAGUGCUAUAUUUGUAUUGCUUGAACAUUUACACACUAUAUAUAAAGAGAUGUAGGUUUUAAAGGUGUUUAUUCAAUGUAUUAAAAUAUGAAUCUUGCAACAAGGAAUAUUGGAUUGGUUGUUUAUAAAUUUUUCUUCUAAGUACAUUGCAGGUACACUGUACUCUUAAUAAAGUAUUUUUAAUCAUAAA